AUGUACAUGCCCGGCGCUUCUGCUGUCUCGGGACAAAUCAAGGUGAACAAGAGAAGCUACCGAAGCAUUAGCUCCGAUAAUGAUGCUUCCAAGACCGCCAAGUCUGAUCCCUUCUGCAAUAUGCCCUCCAAGAACGAUCAUAUCACCGCUGCCCCGGUCUCUUCCUUGGGUAUCGAUCGAGACUCUACUAGUGCGCACAUCCCAGGCGAGCCACUCACUGACUGUCCAGGUGUCCCGGAGAGCUAUCGUCCCUGCGUCAUGGAGCCCUAUCGUCCCUCAGCUGUGGAGCAGAUCGUCCGCGCUUUCAUGCACAUGCUGCAGUUCGCUGUGGCUUACUUCAUCAUGCUACUUGCAAUGUACUUUAAUGGGUACAUUAUUAUCUGCAUCUUCAUCGGUGCCUUCCUGGGCUCACUGAUCUUUUCCUGGGAGCCUGUGUCUCUGAAUAAGGAGUAA
Molecule: messenger RNA, 453 nt
Organism: Penicillium maclennaniae
Lineage: Eukaryota; Fungi; Ascomycota; Eurotiomycetes; Eurotiales; Aspergillaceae
Product: high-affinity Cu transporter CTR3
Exons: 1
Coding region: 1-453 (150 amino acids)
Biological process (GO): copper ion transmembrane transport
Cellular component (GO): membrane
Molecular function (GO): copper ion transmembrane transporter activity
Source: RefSeq, a predicted model, not a curated record